AUGUCCGGCAACCCUGGGAACGCGCUGAGGGCGCUCUCCCCGACACCGCCAGAGCGCGGCUCCUUCCCACUCGACCACGACGGCGAGUGUUUCGACGCCAUGGCCGCGUACCUCCGCUGCAUGCGCCUCGUGCACAACGAGAACGCCCCGAACUGCCGCCUGCUCGCCAAGGAGUACCUCCGCUGCAGAAUGGAGCACCGCCUCAUGGACCGCGACGACUGGGCGCACCUCGGGCUGCCGCGCGACAGCCGUGCGCCACCCCCAGACCACCCCCGCACCAAACCCCCGGGCCCACGAACCCCGGAAUACGGCCCCCGCCCUCGCGGCCGUUUCUACGCCACCCCCCCCCGUACUAUACAGCACGCUACGCAACACCGAGUCACCCCUCUCGCGCGCCCUCGCGCCCAGAAACCGCCGCACGAACACCCCCCCCCCCACCGGUUGCUUUUUCCGCACAACCGACGCAAGAACCGUCAGUUCUCAAUUUCAAUUUCAGCGCAUUCUCAGUAUACUCGUCCUUUUCGACCCCUCCUGUCGCCCGCUCGCUCUGACUUAUUGAAGACUGGGCUAUAA
This is a messenger RNA of Huiozyma naganishii CBS 8797, 573 nucleotides long. It is a transcript of the gene COX19, whose product is annotated as Cox19p. The transcript has a single exon. Bases 1 to 573 code for a protein of 190 amino acids. Gene Ontology annotation, biological process: mitochondrial respiratory chain complex IV assembly. The record is from RefSeq and is a predicted model, not a curated record. Gene Ontology annotation, cellular component: mitochondrial intermembrane space. NCBI's taxonomy places the organism in Eukaryota, Fungi, Ascomycota, Saccharomycetes, Saccharomycetales, Saccharomycetaceae.